ACUGUCUUUUCUUUUAAUUGCUUUAUGAGGAAUAACAGCAUUUGGAGGCUUUCUGGACCUCGAGUCGUCAAGCUUGGUAGUGGAUUAAGGUGUUUUAUUGGUCUAUUUUUGUAUGUCCUUUAUUGACAGGAGGCUAACAGAAGGUUACAACCCGGAGUGAUAAGGCAGCAGAAUGUCCUGAGGAUUUGACCUCGGAGGACAUUUACUGGGACAACACAUCUGCCGGCUGCUUGCCAUAAUCACCAGAGAGAUACAAGGAGCUUUUUUUUAUUUUAAACACCGGAAGUAAAGCCGAGGUCGUCAUGGGGAGCAAAGUCAGCUCCAAAAUGGCUGCUCCUGCCGCCCGAGUUAUCCAGGCUGUUCGGCCUCAUGCGCCUCUGAUCAAGUUCCCAAAAAGACAAGACCUCGCAAGGCCCAAUGCCCAAGAGGCGUUGAAAACGUUAGCAGUAAGCCUUCCAGCACAAAAUGCUCCAGGUUCCCCUUCAGCCGCAGCGCCGCCUCCAUUAUCAAGACCUCAUGUACCGUUAACCCCACUCCCUGGCACGCCAGACACUCUGGCCUCUAUUCAGCAACUAACUGCACGGUACCGCAGGAGACCGCUGACCGUAGAUGAAAUGGACUACAUCCAGCGUGGUGGACCGGAGUGAUACGAAGCGACUCAAUCACUGCAACCAAAGUCCUUAUAUGUUGGAGAUCAGUAUGUGUCUUUAAUUCUGUUCCUCAGCACAAGAGAACCUAUUGCCACAUGAGACAUGAUGUAGAAUAAACUAUUACAUAAAUCCUGUUAAAAUGUACAUAUGUUUAUUUUUUAGAUGUUAAAUCUCAAAUGUAUUAGAAGUUCAUACUAAGGGACAUCGUCAUUGUAUCACACACAGCGGAGCCAUAACAAUAGCUUCUAGGUUUUCUUUAAUUACUGUGUAGGCACUGCAACUAUUCUUUACAGAGUUCUUGUUUUUGUCAAACAUUGGUUUUAACAUUUUACCAGCUCAACUCAAAUUUUUAUUAUUUUGUCUCAAUUUGUUUGAGCUACCACCAUACCCGAAGCAUGAAGCUCUGGUACAUAACUGGAAGGUUCCUUUGCUCUGUUUUUGGAGCUAAGACUGAAGACAUGCUGGAUAUCAAGUCGCAAUAGUACUGAGUGAAAUGGUGUUGAGUUCAUGUGAACUUCUGGAUUUAAAUGAUUAAAAGAAUAUU
Morone saxatilis (striped sea-bass) is the source of this 1194-nucleotide messenger RNA. RefSeq names its product mitochondrial ribosomal protein S36 (gene kgd4). The record is from RefSeq and is a predicted model, not a curated record. The transcript is spliced from 5 exons. Lineage: Eukaryota; Metazoa; Chordata; Actinopteri; Moronidae. Bases 303 to 647 code for a protein of 114 amino acids. Gene Ontology annotation, biological process: 2-oxoglutarate metabolic process.